AUGCUGCUCCUCUACGGCGGCUACAACGAGCUCGCCGACAUCCUCGUCAACCUCACCUCCCUCGCCACCGAGAUGGGCUGCCUCGUCUUCGAGGGCUACGUCCUCACCGUGCUCGCCCCCAACGGCGAGGCCAUGACGCGCCUCACCACGGACCAGCUCAGCGAGCCGGGGUCGCCGGAGAACAUCCUCUACUACCACAUGAUCCCGGAGUACCAGACCGAGGAGUCCAUGUACAACGCCGUGCGCCGCUUCGGCAAGGUGCGCUACGACACGCUGCGGCUGCCGCACAAGGUGGUGGCGCGGGAGGCCGACGGCUCCGUCAAGUUCGGCCAGGGCGAGGGCUCCGCCUACCUCUUCGACCCGGACAUCUACACCGACGGUAGGAUCUCCGUGCAGGGCAUUGACGCCGUGCUGUUCGCGCCGGAUGACACCAAGGCCACACAGACCGCCGACCCGAACAGGAAGCCUCCUGCCAUCGUCACCAACAAGAAGAAGAUCAAGCUCCGGCGAGGUCAGUACCUACCUUCAGAUCUGGACCUGGUCCUUUCCGUCCUGCUCGUAUCAUUACAGAUUGCUCAAAAGUAG
This is a messenger RNA of Miscanthus lutarioriparius, 585 nucleotides long. NCBI's taxonomy places the organism in Eukaryota, Viridiplantae, Streptophyta, Magnoliopsida, Poales, Poaceae. The record is from the annotation of a GenBank genome assembly.